Molecule: messenger RNA, 414 nt
Organism: Eruca vesicaria subsp. sativa (arugula)
Lineage: Eukaryota; Viridiplantae; Streptophyta; Magnoliopsida; Brassicales; Brassicaceae
Source: the annotation of a GenBank genome assembly
AUGUAUCAAGAUGGUGAACACAGGAGAUUCUCACGGUUUAUUAACACGUCUCUGAAGUUACACAGAGCUCCGGUUCUAGAAAGUUUUAAUGUCAAAUUUGGUCAAAAGGCUAAUGCUAUAGAUAUUAAAGCAUAUGUGAGAACCGCUAUUAAACGCGGUGUGCAUACUCCUUCUUUGGAGAUCUUGGAAAUUGAAGAAGCUAUUGGUGGGUUUUGUGGCAUCGAGCACAAGAUGCCUAAGCUUGAAGCGGCAAAUGUUCAUGUUACUUGUAGUCAUACGGAGCAGAUUCAACGUGUGGAAGUGGUAAGACAACUCGAUCGUAAGUGUGGUUGGUUAAUUAGUGGCACCGACGGGUGUAUAAGUCCCUCUGGUGGAGGUAAGGGUGAGUUCACUAAUGGUGGAUUUGCAUGUUAA